UGUAAUCUGUGAUGAGAAAAAAAAUGGCCUAUGAAAUGCCUACCUGGUUUGGUUCCUGACUGCCACAUUUCCUUCCUUUUGUGUUUGAAGGCUUCAAGAAGCAUGUGCUCCGACUGCUCAACAUCGUGCGUUUUACGCAACAACACCAUGGGGAUUUGCUUGAAAAGUUGUGCAACAUGUAUGUAAAGCAGCCUCUUGGUGGAACUGAUCCACUCAUCGAGUGCCCCUUCCGCAGCUUGGAAGAUUUUAUGGCUUUUGAUGAAAGCCUGGACAAAGAGAAGACUGCGAGUUUGGUUCGCGAGUUCACAGACCUUGGAGGGAGAAAUGCCAGUGCAGCUACAAAGCGUAUUCUUGCAUGCACCCUUCAUGAUGACCUGGCCACACUUUUUUCGUGGGUUGGCCGAAAGGGGAAACUUAGUUUCUCUAGUCUGAAGACUACAGCUGCAAUUAUUGUUGCUGCAAGACGGAUGACAGAAGGCAGCACUAACGAUAUUGAAGACACCAUCAAAUCGUGGCUAAGGCAUGCUCCAGAAAGGGCCGGCAGCCAUAAGAAGCCAAGCGCUGAGGUCUGCCUGCCUCAAGAAUAAGUGGAGGCCAUUCCAUUGUAAAGCACUGCAGCUAUGACCUGAAGACUGCACAGGCA
This is a messenger RNA of Dermacentor andersoni, 643 nucleotides long. Lineage: Eukaryota; Metazoa; Arthropoda; Arachnida; Ixodida; Ixodidae. The record is from RefSeq and is a predicted model, not a curated record.